GUUACUUAUUGGUACCAGUUUUUUCCCUGUUAUUUGAUGUUCGCAACAAUUUGUAAAUUCAUUAGGGCACGUUACGGUUGUCUCACGAAUCGAAUCAGUGCGAAACUGUAUUUGUGACGCAACAGAUCUUUAUAACUAAUUAUAAUUGGAAGGAAGUAAAAUCUAAAAUAGUCUCGAGCAAAAUCUGCCAUGCGUGAAAAAGAAAGUAUAAAAAAGUGGACAUGAAAAUUAAUCAUUCAAGUUUAAUUCUUUGCCUGUUUGGAUGUCAUGUGAAAUUGUAUCUAGUCACAGCUGUUUACGCUAUAGGACAAAUAGAAGAUGGACUUGAUGAUUACCCAAAGAUUAAUAGUGUCAGGCACAGGUCUAAACGAAACUUCAUCGCCUUUAAACGUUAUUGGUGGGACUCGAAAACAAUCCCUUACGUCUUGGAUAAAUCAUUAGGAACAUCAGGGAAGAAGGCCUUCAGGGAGGCCGUCAAGGAGUUUGAGAGAGAAACUUGUCUUAGAUUCACUCCUUACGCCGAUGAGAAAGAUUACGUCUGGGUUCAUCGAGGAUCAGGAUGCUCCUCUGCUACUGGGAGAUCUGGCGGUAAACAUACUUUGUCUCUUGGAAAGGGUUGUCAUGCAAAGGGUGUGGUCAUCCACGAGCUGCUGCAUGCACUGGGCAUGAUGCACGAACAUUGCCGAGCAGACAGAAACGAGUUCAUCAGGAUCAACAUGGAAAAUAUCAAGCCAGAGGCCAGAAUUGAGUACCGGAUAUUGAACGGUUUCGUCAAUGGAGAGCCGUACGACUACGGAUCUAUAAUGCACUAUGGGUUCAACUUCUUCAGCCUCGAUCCCAAGAAACCAAUCAUUGUCAAGCUAAUGCCUGGCGGAAAGCAGAUGGGCCAAAGAAAAGGUUUCUCAGGUCUCGAUUUAAGGAAAAUCAACAGGUUCUACAACUGUACAAAUUACAUUAAAUCAAUGCCAGCGCCCCAAAAGAAAAUUAUCAAGAUAGUGUCAGGAUAUUGUGACUUUGAGCGGGGAUUUUGUAAUUGGGAAAACUGGAUCAACGAAGAACAAGAUCAGUUUGACUGGAAGUUAGGGACAGCUGUGGUCAAAAAUCGUCCUGGAAUAAAUCUCCAACACCCCUUAAAUCUGUCAUUUACAGGAAGUUUCAUAUUCUUCGAAAAACCGCUGCAUAAACCCGCUGAGUACAUGAGUAGUGGCGUUCUUGCCAGUGCAGGAUUCUUCAAAGGAUUUAACUGUCUGAGUUUCCGAUAUUUUAUGAAAUCUGGUGGAUAUCUACGAGUGUUUACAGAGGAGGCCGAGUCAAAAGAGAACAACCCGUAUGUUUUGAUCUGGGAAAGGACAGGCCCACAAGGAGACAAUUGGAAUAAAAUGGAGAAAACGAUUUCGGGCAACUUGAUCAAGAUUUGUAUCGAAGGAAUCAAAAGUCCAGAUCAGGAUGGAUUUGUCGCCAUUGAUGACAUAAGCGUCUAUCAGGGAGAGACUUGUGUUGGAUGAGGCGUCUUCUAUUGGAAUCAGGUCACAUCCCGUUUGAAUCUAUUUGUACCACACUCAAAACUGUGAGUGUUACGCACGGCCCACAUUUAGAGCUGGAUGAUCAUUUUAAAUGGAUAGUUUAGUCCACAGUUGAUCAAAUAAAUCGAUAAAAAAGGGUCAGAACCUAUGAUAUUUCGAUAAUCUAAGAAUUUCUCGUCCAUAAUAGGAAGGUUAAGCAGCUUACAACCGUACACCACUGG
Messenger RNA from Stylophora pistillata, 1744 nucleotides. RefSeq names its product meprin A subunit beta. The record is from RefSeq and is a predicted model, not a curated record. Gene Ontology annotation, molecular function: zinc ion binding; metalloendopeptidase activity. Gene Ontology annotation, cellular component: membrane. Lineage: Eukaryota; Metazoa; Cnidaria; Anthozoa; Scleractinia; Pocilloporidae. Gene Ontology annotation, biological process: proteolysis.